Molecule: messenger RNA, 1539 nt
Organism: Gavia stellata (red-throated loon)
Lineage: Eukaryota; Metazoa; Chordata; Aves; Gaviiformes; Gaviidae
Gene: GJD2
Product: gap junction protein delta 2
Exons: 3
Coding region: 192-1169 (325 amino acids)
Biological process (GO): cell communication
Cellular component (GO): connexin complex
Source: RefSeq, a predicted model, not a curated record
ACCAACCCUCCCAGUGAAAAGAAAGGAUAGCUCUUAUUUAUCAUGUCAAAACUAACGUCUUGCUUCACACUGUACCUUCUUUUUCCAACGUAAUCUUAAAAACUGAAGAAAACCACAUUAUUGGGAAGGGCUAAUCAGAAGAGGAGAGACCUUAUAAAAGGGGAAAGUCGGUCCCUGUUCUCUGCUUGAGGAUGUUUCUAUCAUCAUGGCACAGGCAGGAUGAAGCCUCUGGGAUGAGACAAGUUCUCCAUAGACUCGUUAUUAGAAGUUUCCACCAGAAAGCCUGUGUUUCAUCGGGGCUCUGUGGUGAAGAAGGAAAACGACAGAUCCUGCUGACCGUGGUGGUGAUCUUCAGGAUACUCAUUGUGGCCAUUGUAGGGGAGACGGUGUACGAUGACGAGCAAACUAUGUUUGUCUGUAACACGCUGCAGCCAGGCUGCAACCAGGCUUGUUACGACCAGGCUUUCCCUAUUUCUCAUAUAAGGUACUGGGUGUUCCAGAUCAUCAUGGUGUGCACUCCCAGCCUUUGCUUCAUUACGUACUCUGUUCACCAGUCUGCUAAGCAGAGGGAACGGAGGUACUCCACUGUCUUCCUCACCUUGGAGAGGGACCAGGAUUCAGUGAAGCGUGAGGACAGUAAGAAAAUCAAGAACACGAUUGUCAAUGGGGUGCUGCAGAACACUGAGAACUCCACCAAAGAGGCAGAACCAGACUGCUUAGAAGUGAAGGAAAUCCCCAAUCCUGCUAUCAGAACUACAAAGUCAAAGAUGAGGAGGCAAGAAGGCAUUUCUCGAUUUUAUAUCAUCCAAGUGGUCUUUCGAAAUGCCCUAGAGAUUGGAUUCUUAGUGGGACAGUAUUUUCUGUAUGGAUUCAAUGUCCCUUCCAUGUACGAAUGUGACAGAUACCCUUGCAUUAAAGAAGUAGAGUGCUAUGUCUCUAGACCCACUGAGAAGACUGUGUUCUUGGUAUUCAUGUUUGCUGUCAGUGGGAUUUGUGUGGUGCUUAAUUUGGCAGAACUGAACCACUUGGGCUGGAGAAAGAUCAAAAUGGCAGUGAGAGGAGUACAGGCAAAAAGGAAAUCCAUAUACGAAAUCAGAAACAAGGACCUGCCAAGAAUGAGCAUGCCUAACUUUGGCAGGACUCAGUCAAGUGACUCAGCUUAUGUGUGAGGCUGUGACAGAACUGAAACACUGUGCCAGGUGGAACAGACCCAGACACCAUUAGAGAAAGGUACAUUGCUUAGGCAAGCAUUUUAUCAAACCACCAAGAAAGCCAUUAAGGUAUUGGACCUGCACUUACUGAACUAGCUGCAAAAUGCAGUGCUAUGUAAAAGACUGAAAAAACAGCUAUAAGACCAUGCUUGAUCUAGCCUUACAGCACAGCUACUAUUAUUCCUACUUUUCUUUCUAAUGAUUGGGUGUUAUCUGUCGGUGGAGUGGCUUUUUGGUCGUCAUUAGGAUAAGUUUACAGUUUGGACUGUCUGACUAAUUGUUGUAAAUGUGUAGAAUGCUCAUAUUAAAAAUCUGCAAGGAUACUCUA